AGGCGCGGGGGCGCGUCCGUCACCGGGCAGCCCCCGGCCCCGACCCGGAGGGAUGCGGAGUGGCGGUGGCGGCGGCAGCGGCAGCGGCGGAGACUGUGGCUUUAAGAGCGCGCCCGGAGCCCGGGAUCCGGCCGGGCGGUCCCUCGCCGCUGCGCACCCCCGCGGAGCCGAGCUCGGCGCUGGCCGGACGGGGCUGCCUGCUGCCGGGUUUCUGCAAUUACAAGUUGAAGCAUUGAGCCAACCCUGACAGUCUGAAGAUGUUUUAAGAGAACUUGACAUCUUUGUUUUGCACUGCUGCUGCGAACCAGGCCUAGACCUCUGCUUGAGGGUCCUUCCUCUGAAGACGUCACCAGCGUGUGGAGCCUGCCCCACACCCACCCCCUGCCAAACCACGGCCUUUACCUGUGUCUUCCGGUGUUUCCCGUGCGACCCAUCCUGUGGGAGUGCCUCGUGGGCCACCCCGGAGUUCACCCCACGCUCAGCAGCACCAAUGGUGAAGAUGACAAGAUCCAAGACUUUCCAGGCAUAUCUGCCUUCUUGCCACCGGACCUACAGCUGCAUUCACUGCAGAGCCCACUUGGCCAAUCAUGAUGAACUUAUUUCCAAGUCGUUCCAAGGAAGUCAAGGACGAGCAUACCUCUUUAAUUCAGUAGUUAACGUGGGCUGCGGGCCGGCAGAAGAGCGCGUGUUGCUAACAGGACUGCACGCCGUCGCAGACAUUUACUGUGAAAACUGCAAAACCACUCUGGGCUGGAAAUAUGAACAUGCCUUUGAAAGCAGCCAGAAAUAUAAAGAAGGCAAAUACAUCAUUGAGCUAGCACACAUGAUCAAGGACAAUGGCUGGGACUGAUCGGAGAGCAUCUACCCAACCCAGUGUCCACGUGAAUGCCAUCCAACCGAACAUUCUACCCAAGCGUGAGAGAGUGACUGAACACUUGGUUCCAUCCAUUUAGGGGCCUUGCCAUCUGGGGCAUUCUCCCACCCUGACACCAUCUUUCUGGUGACCGGCCUCUAAAUCGCUGUCUCUCUGUCUCUUU
Molecule: messenger RNA, 1037 nt
Organism: Hippopotamus amphibius kiboko
Lineage: Eukaryota; Metazoa; Chordata; Mammalia; Artiodactyla; Hippopotamidae
Gene: YPEL2
Product: yippee like 2
Exons: 6
Coding region: 491-850 (119 amino acids)
Source: RefSeq, a predicted model, not a curated record